Messenger RNA from Syzygium oleosum, 1237 nucleotides. Its product is annotated as (-)-alpha-terpineol synthase-like. The record is from RefSeq and is a predicted model, not a curated record. Gene Ontology annotation, molecular function: magnesium ion binding; terpene synthase activity. The transcript has 5 exons. Bases 123 to 1199 code for a protein of 358 amino acids. Lineage: Eukaryota; Viridiplantae; Streptophyta; Magnoliopsida; Myrtales; Myrtaceae.
GCCCGAGUAAGUAGAAAAAUUUGCUCCCAAAGCAGCUACAAACUUUUUUCAUUAUGGAUGCACCGCAGCACACCUAUAUAAUGGAUGGUUAGCACACUCAGAGUCUGGCAACAGAUUUCGCAAUGGCUCUUCCUUCUUUGGUCGCAAGCUUCCUUCCCUCCUCAAUUCACCAUAGCCAACCCUCCUCCUCUUCCUCCUCCGCUGUGUCCUCCGGCCCUCGAUUCGCGACAUGCGGUUUGAAGAUUGAAGAUCAAGAGAUUGCGAGACGUUCGGCGAAUUGGAAACCGAGCGUUUGGGACUAUGAUUUUGUGCAAUCACUCGGUGUUGAUUACACGGAGGAUAUAUAUACGGAGCAAGUCCGAAGGUUGAAGGAAGAAGUCAAGGGUCUAUUCGACCGGGAGAUGAAUCAGGUGGCAAAACUCGAGCUCGUUGACGGGGUUCAAAGACUGGGACUAGGAUAUCAUUUCGAGACAGAGAUCAAGAACGCUCUUGGUUCCAUCCAUAACAACAUCGAAGAUGCUCAGCUUUCAGAUGAUCUCUAUCCCGCUUCCCUUCGAUUCCGGCUACUCAGACAACAUGGAUACAACGUACAGCAAGAUGUGCUUCAAAGGUUUAUGAACGAGACAGGCACAUUCAACGAAUCGCUCAAAAGGGAUGUGAAGGGGGUUCUUGGUCUUUAUGAAGCUUCUGUCCAUGGAUUGGAAGGUGAAACCAUACUUGAUGAAGCUUGGAACUUUGCUUCUAAGCAUCUGAAGGAUCUAAACCUCGACAAAGUUCCCACCAAUUCAGCGAGUAACGUGAGUCAUGCAUUGGAUAUGCCGAUCCACUGGAGGCCAAAUAGGGUGGAGGCUCGGUGGUUCAUUGACAUGUACGAGAAACAACAAGACAUGAUGCCAUCUUUGCUACGAUUGCCUAAAUUAGACUUCAAUUUAGUGCAGUCAAUCUACAGGAAGGAACUUAGCAAUGUGGCAAGGUGGUGGGAUGAACUUGGGGCGACCAACACGACCUUCUUUAGGGACAGGCUAGUGGAAUGCUAUUUCUGGAGCAUUCUAAUGGUUUUCGAACCUCAAUAUACAGCUUUCAGAGAAAUGAAUGCGAAGAUCGCUUGUAUGGUGACACUUAUCGAUGAUGUUUAUGACGUAUAUGGGAUGCCGGAAGAGCUUGAGCUCUUAACAGAUUUCAUUGUCAGGUCUGCGUAGUAUUAGAACCAUCAUCAUUUUCCCUUGUAACUAUUAUU